AUGGAACACGGAGACGGAGAUGCAGAUGCGGCUAGUGCGGCUGGAAACAGUGGCACCACGGACAGCCUCGAAGAGCGGCUGAGGGUGGCUAGUCUUAAUGCAGUCCACAACAGCGACAUCCAGUUUCCUGCUGCGUUUGAAUACAUGGAACCACCAAAGACUAAUGCCACUGAUAUCAGACCGUAUCUCAAAACCGCAGAAGAUGAGGAUCGGGCCCUGACCUCCCACUCCUCAACCACCCCACCUCUUUCGAAACCGUCGUCUUCACAAGUUCCCUCCACUUCAGGUUUCUUUGAGCACUCCUCCUCGGAUGCCGAAAUGGAUCGCAAACUGCGCCAGAACAAGCCUCGCCUGCUCCUAAUGGGCCAGCGGAGGAGUGGCAAGUCAUCCAUUACCAGCGUCGUCUUCCACAAAAUGCCUCCUCAAGAGACCCUCUUCCUCGAAUCCACCACUCAGAUCCAGAAAGACUCGAUGCGCUCAUUCAUGGAUUUCCAGGUCUGGGACUUUCCUGGGCAACUUGACUACUUCGAUCCCACCUUCGACACCACCGAAAUCUUCUCUGAAAUCGGCGCAUUGGUCUGGGUAAUCGACGCUCAAGAUGACUACACCGACUCACUGAAUCGCCUGACAACCACCAUUCUCAAUCUUCAGACCACUUUUCCCCACAUCAAUGUCGAGGUGUUCAUCCACAAAAUUGAUAGUCUCAAUGAAGAAUUCCGAUCCGACAUCUACCAAGACAUUGUGCAGAGAGUGGGCGACGAAUUGAGUGAUGCGGGCUACAUAAAUCCCAACGUCAGCUACCACUUGACGUCGAUCUAUGACUAUUCGAUCUUUGAGGCUUUCAGUAAAGUGAUCCAGAAGCUAAUUCCCCAGCUCGACACUCUGGAGAACCUGUUGAACAUUCUGGUCAACAGCUGUGGGAUGGCGAAGGCAUACCUUUUCGACAUCUGGAGCAAGAUAUACGUCGCCAGUGACACUAGACCCAUUGACAUGGAAGUGUAUGAGAUGUGCUCGGACUACAUCGAUGUGAUCGUCGAUAUCACCGAUAUUUACGGGUACAACCGCAACCACGAAAAGGUUCUAGGAGAGCAGAUGCAGGAAGCCGAGUCGUCUGUGACCAUCCAUGAUGGCACCAUGAUCUAUUUGAAGGAGAUGAAUCAGUACCUGUGCCUUGUCACGGUCAUCAAAAACGACGAGGCCAAAGACAAAAAGGGACUGAUUGAUUACAACUGUCACAUCUUCCAAGAUGCGUUGAAUGCAGUGUUUGCACGAGCCUGGGAGAAGGAUAAGCCGAACGAGAAUGGCGAACAAGAAGAACAGCAGCCGGACAAGACACCAGCACAAGCUCAAGCCGAGGGACAGUUGGAGGGGUGA
This is a messenger RNA of Capronia epimyces CBS 606.96, 1374 nucleotides long. RefSeq lists its product as uncharacterized. The transcript has 3 exons. NCBI's taxonomy places the organism in Eukaryota, Fungi, Ascomycota, Eurotiomycetes, Chaetothyriales, Herpotrichiellaceae. The coding region runs from base 1 to 1374 and encodes 457 amino acids. Gene Ontology annotation, cellular component: Gtr1-Gtr2 GTPase complex; fungal-type vacuole membrane; nucleus. Gene Ontology annotation, biological process: cellular response to amino acid stimulus; regulation of autophagy; positive regulation of TOR signaling. The record is from RefSeq and is a predicted model, not a curated record. Gene Ontology annotation, molecular function: GTP binding; GTPase activity.